CCAGCAAGGCAUAGAACAGGGCUAGCCUCGCCUCCUUCUCAGAGGGGGCAGGUCUUGUCGCUUAUUAUGAAGCCUGCAGCCAAAAGAGAAAACAGCGUUGAAAGGCUGCAUCCACACUGGAAAAAUAACCCGUACAGGUUUAAUUAUGGCAUCUCAACAGGAGGAAAAGCCCUACCCUUUUGUAGAUAUAUAUGACGAAGAUGAAGCAGACCGAAACUUUCUUCUGUCUAAGCCUACAUGUUUCGUCAUCCUUGGAAAACCAGGUGUUGGAAAGAAAACAUUAGCUAAAAAAUUGGCCCAGUUUUGGAAGUGCACGCUCAUAAAUGCUUCAGAGCUUAUAGAGGAGAACAUGACAGCAGAAACAGAAUAUGGAGUCAAGAGUAAGGAAUUGCUUUUUGAGGGUCAAAGUGUUCCUGAAGAAUUGCUUAUAAAGAUGCUUCUGAAUAAACUUGAAUCUCCAGAGGUUAUGCACUUUGGCUAUGUUCUAUGUGACUUCCCUAGUCUUUCUGAGGAAUUCAUGAGUAUACCGGAACAGAUAGACAGAAUUAGAAACUUAAAAUUAAAACCAGAUUUCUUGAUUAAUAUUAAGUGUCCUGACAAUGAUUUGUCCAAAAGAAUCUCUGGACAAAGACAGCAGCCAGAAACAGGACAAGUAUUUCAAAGGGAAGAGUGGGAUCCUGAUAUUAUUGAAAAACGUAAAAAAAAGAAGAAGGAACCACGCAAAACUGUAGAAGAGGAAGAAGAGGAAGAGGAGGAAGAAGCAGAAGAGGAAACAAAUGAGGCAAUAUUUGAUCAGCUCAUGUUGACAGAAAUUUUACCAACUUUAGUACAGAGACCAGAAGAUUUUUUGGAAAAUGUGCAAGAGAGAAUUGCCAUCUAUAAAGAUACCAUGCUACAUCCUCUGGAGGAGUUAAUGGCUGAGCAGGAUUCCCAGUAUCUUUUUGAAUUAGAUGGAAACAAGACUGCAGAAGAACUUUUUACAUCAGUAAUACUCCGCCUUCAGUCCAUGGGCCUCCGAAAUGGAGCACUUAUCACCAAAUUGCAAAGUGCAGAGGAAGAGAUGUUAGAUGGACUGGAGAAUGAUGAACUUUUUCGAGUGCUUGCAGCCUAUAAGCUUGUAGCUCCAAGAUACAGAUGGCGCCGCAGCAGAUGGGGAAGGGCAUGCCCUGUGGCUUUAAAGGGUGGUGACAUGGUCAUGGGAUCACCAGAUUUUGCCAUUAGUUUUUUAGGUAAAAUGUACCUUAUGUCAUCUGAGGAAGCAUUGAAAGAGUUUAUGCUAAAUCCUCGCCCCUACCUGCUGCCACCUAUGCCACUUCCACCUUGUAAAGUCCUAGUAAUUGGACCACCAUUGUCGGGGAGAUCAACUCUAUGUGAACUGAUUGCAAACCAUUAUCAGGGAAAGGUUCUUGAAAUGGAGGCCCUUCUGAAAACACAAUAUGAAGAAGCAAGAAUAGAACUCAUUGAGCAAACUCGUAUUGAAGCAAUAGAGGCAGGCAUUGCUAAAGUGAAAGAAAGACUGGAAACUGAGAGGCUGUUACAGGAACAAGCUACUCAGGAAUUGUCUGAAAAGGACCAAGAGGAGGAGGAAUAUGAAGAGAGCACUCAGAUUGAUGAUAAAAGUCCAGCCAUGCCCAGUGAUUCAGUGUCUACUAACCAAAAAGGGAGUACUAGUAUAAAAGAAGAAGAUGAAACUGAAGAGCUGUCUUCAUCCCAGACUGCAGUUCAAACUGAAUUAACAGAGUCCUCAAUGAAGCAAACAGUAUCAGAUGUAUCUCCUGACCACCCUGAUGUUCAAGAGUUUGUACAGCAAGCUAUAGAAGCUGCAAUGAUAUCUCCAAUAUUGCUGCCACCAGAAGUAUAUGCUGGAGUAUUGGAAGAAGCCAUUGCAGCGAUUUCUGAAACAAAUAAGGACAGAUACCCAGAAGCUGCAGCUAAAGGAGGAUGGGUAAUAGAUAAUUUUCCUCCACUGGUAGAGCAUUGGGCAGCUUUGUCAGAAAAAGGACUUCUUCCUGAUCUUGUGAUUUGUUUAAAGAAUGUUGAACAAAAUGGAAGGAUGUUAGUAAGUCGAUUGUACCAAGCAAGUAAAGAAGAAAUUGAUGCAAAGAUUAUAAAGAGACUAACAGAAGAAGCUUUAAAGAAGAAACAAGAGGAGGAAGAAACAAAAAGAGAACUACAAGAAAUGUUAAGAUUGCAAGCUGAAGAAGCUGCUGAAGAUAAAGAAUCCAUGGACUACCUAGAGCAGCAAUCUGCAUCUGAAUCACAGUCCAAAAUUCAGUUUGAGACUGAAUCAGGCCAGACAGUACAAGCAACUGAAUCUACUGUGUCUAAAGAGGAAGCAAAAUCUAGAGAAUCAGAAUUAAUUGAAGGUCAGCCUGAAGAACAGAAAUCUAUAGAUUUGAAAGAACAUGAGGAAUCUAAGACUGAAUCAACAGAACACCUUGAAAGUGAGGAAAAAUCUGAGUCACCGCCUGAAAAACUGAGAAGCAUUGCAUCUGAACUAGGAGUCAAGAUGCCUGAAUAUCCUGAAGAUGGUUUCCCAGAUGUGGUAGAAAUAGAGCCACUUAAAAAGAAGAUUAUUCAAUUUAUGUUAAGUUGGCAAAAAAUGGAGGCAGCAAUUGCAGAGACACCUUUAGUUCAGACUGUUGAAUUAGAAACUGAAGAGCAAACUCCAGACAUGCUGUUUAACCGGAGCAUUUUAGCUAUGGAAAAACCUUUUAAGUAUCAUGCCUGGGAAUUAAGUCCUGAAGAUGAGGAUGAAGAACAAGAAGAUUUGCAGGCUGAAGCAGAGGCAUUGGCAGAAGAGGAGGAGGAGGAGGAGGAUGAAGAUGAAGAUACUGAUGAAGAAGAGGAAGAGAUCAUGAUCAGUUGGCUGGACUACAUUUAUAGAUUCAUCAUAGUAAUACUCAAUGCUUUAUCUGAAAUAUUUUGCGGUUGUAAGGAUGAAGAAAAAGUUGCUAUGAAGAAGAGACAUAUGGGAGACACCAAGCACUUUUGUCCAGUGGUUCUGAAGGAAAACUUUAUCCUACAUCCAGGAUUUACUGAAAACACAGCUAAAUAUAAAGAAAAAUAUUAUUAUUUUGCAAAUCCAGAAAACAGAGAUAAUUUUUUGGAAAAACCUGAAGAGUUUGUGUCUCACAAUGAGCCGUUAAAAGCUCCUCCUAUACGGAUUUUUCUUUUAGGGUCACAUGGGGCAGGUAAAACGGUCUGUGCUCGUUGGUUAGCGGACAAACUAGGCAUUUUUCACAUUCAGUUUGAGGAACGGUUACAGGAAUUGAUCAUGAUCAAAACAGGACAUAGAGUUGGAACAGAAGAUGAAGAGGAAGAGGAGGAAGAUGCCUCAGCUGGAAUGCAUGAAAUGGUAGAAUCCACUCCAGCUGGUCCUGACAGUAUAACUGAAACUGAAUUUGAGAGUGAAGAUGACAGUAAACGAGUCCAUGAGAAAGAAACACAGUUAACAGAUGAGGAAGAAGCAAUCAAGGCAAAUAUAACAGAUAAUGAGCCCAUACCCAUGGAGGUUCUUGACACAAUUGUUCUUGAUUGGUGGAUGAAGGAACCAUUUCGAUCUACGGGAUUUGUAUUGGAUGGUUUUCCCCGAACUGGAGAUGAAGCUCAGUACUUAGCAGAGCGUAUGCUUUGUCCUGAUGUUGCAGUCUUUCUUGAAGCUGAUGAAGAUGAUGUUACUGACCGACUUCUUCCCACGCGGGUGCAAAAAUGGCGUGAAAAACAAGCUAGGAAAAUGGAAAAGAAGCAGCAAAUAAGAGAAAUGAAAGAAAGAAUCAGAGCUGAGCUAAUUGCCAAAAGAAGAGCACAGCUUGUUGCAGAAGCAAAAAGGAGGGGAGAGCAUAAUAUAAGUAGAGAUGAAGGUGAGGUCCUAGAUGAGGAAGAUGAAGAUGAGGAAGAAGAUAUUGAAGCUGUUCUGGAAGAAGAAUUUCCAAAAGAUGAGGAUGAGGGUGAAGAUGAGGAAGAAGAAGAAGAGAGUGAUGCCAUUGAUCGCAUGAAAACUGAAAUUGUGGAAAAAUAUGAAACAGAUAUUUCUAAUAUGCAAACUGUACAGGAGGAACUUGACAAAUUCUUGAUACCACAAAUAACUAUUAAUUGUAAGCGGAAAAUUCACAUUGUCUGCUACCAGUUGUAUAAAAAACUGAAGGACCUAGUGGAAAAUCGUGAAAGCAUUUUUGAGAAAUGCUAUCCAUUAAGUUAUUCCCUUGCACGCAAGAUGAUAGUUCUUUCUUAUAAACACCCAAGCAAUUUUGGUCAGUGGGACCCAAUCAAGCUAUUUGAAGGAGAUGCUAUCAAACCUUUCCAAAACCAAGAUACUCCAAGCUUCCCUGCUCUCCAUCGCAACUGUGUUUAUUUUUUUACAAGCAAAGAAAAUAGAGAAGUAUUUAUGAAAAAUCCCAUCAAAUAUCUCCGUCAGCCUAAACCAAAACCCACAGUGCCAGUGAAGAUUGCAAUUGUGGGACCUCCAAAAUCUGGAAAAACAACAGUUGCCAAAAAAUUUGCAAGUACCUAUGGAUUAAUGCGUCUUUCCAUGGGUGAUGCCCUCCGCUGGAUAUUAAACAAUCAGCCAGAGACUGAGCUAGCCCUUGUACUGAAGUGGCACCUUCAUAAAGGAUUGACUGCGCCUGAUGAACUUGCCAUAAGAGCUCUAGAUACCGUAUUGAUGGAUACUGUAUGUAACACCACAGGAUUUGUUAUUGAUGGAUACCCAGUAACAAGAAAGCAAGUCAGUCUCUUGGAAGAAAUGAAAAUUAUUCCUGUAAAAAUCUUUGAGUUACAGAUUGAUGUGAAGGAGGUUCUUAGAAGAGCACUGCUGGAUAAACAAACUCCUGAAAGAUAUCCUUAUCCAAUGCACGAUAGCUCCCAUAUUUUUUCUGUCAAGAAUUCCUGUUACAAAGCACAAAUUGAAGAAAUCAGACCAUACUAUGAGGAACAGCACCAGAAUUGGUACGUGAUUGAUGCAUACCACAGCAAAUGGUGGAUCUGGGACAAAGUACUUCAGGAAACACAAGCAAUAACUAAACAAAUUCAGUCGUACCUAGAAAGAAUACGGCAAGGAAAAGCAGCUAGUAUAGCUGAUAUGUGUAUCAUGCCAGAAGAACUGCUGUCUCGACUAGGAGAGUUUGGGCAAUACUGUCCUGUCACCCUUGCAGAAAAGGGAGAACUUGUUGAUUGUUCUGAAUCUCCAUCGCUGCAGUUUGCAGCAGAGUUUCGAGGACAUUACUAUAAAAUGGCUGGACAGGAGGAACUGGAUAAAUUCCUGAAUGAUCCAGAACGAUAUGUUCCCCCAUUAGCACCUUAUGCUCUUCCUCUCCCACACAUGCUACCAAAGAAAUUGACUGCAGCGGAUGUGAAGGCUUUAUUUCCCAUGCAAGCCGAAAUGCAAGGAUACUGCCCAGUCACUUAUCUUGAUGGGAAGCAAAGAUAUGAAGCUCUAGUACCUGGGGACAUUGAAUAUGCCAUACUUUAUCGCAAGAAAUUAUACAUAUUUGAAAGUGAAGAAAAACUUCAGAAAUUUAUGAGAUUACCAGAAAAAUACUGGAAUCAGACGCUUCCAACUAAACUUCCCCCUUUACAGGAGCCAAUACUGCUGACAGCUCUUCCUCUGACUGGAUAUCUUGAGCAGGGUGUGGCAACUGCUCUGAUAAAAGCAAUGAAUGAAGUAGGGUGUUUAAAGCCAAAAUUUCCAUUCAUCAGUGUGAAAAGGACUGCUCUGCUGUUCAUCGCCUAUCAUUUAAAAGCGUAUAACCCCAGAAGUUCUGAUUAUAUACGAAAGAAGUACAAGAGGAAGUUGGAACAGUUUGUAGAUCACUGUGAACUUAUCCCGUAUUUGGGAACAAAAAUGACACAGAAAUACAAGGAGCCACAAAAUCGACCUAUUGAUUUUGAUCACAAAUUACAGACCUUUUUAUCUCUCAAAGAUGUAGACCCAUCUUCUCAAGAGUUUUGAACACUGCACAAUAGAAAAAGUAUGGUAUGUACACAUCUGAAAGGUUCAGCUGGCUUCAUAUUUGUGGAACCUCCUUUAUAAAUGAAAGUGAACUAAAGUCAUGUUGUUAACACUUCCUACAUCAUAAAUAAUACUGUAAUGUAGUUUCAUGCAUCUUAAUAUGAACUUUUGCAAAACUUUUAUAAAUGUAACACUAAUAACUAACACAAGUACUCACAAAUUUCCACUCAAAUCUAAAAAGCUUUCAUAGGAAAUAAAUUGUAGUAUUUCGAUUGAUCUUAUUUCUAACUGAAUGUAUAUCCUAGGAGGGCACAGCCAUACAAGAACUUCAUAAUAUUAUCUUCUAAGAGUGGAAAAAUGAAUAUACAUGGGGCAUUUGAUGGUAAAAUCAAGAGCAUUUCUUAAACACUGUUGGGAGUAGUAUUUGCCAUUUCUUUCCUACUCUUUCAGGGCUUCCUUUGCUCUCCCCACAUUAUAUCCCAAUCUUCUCAGGUUUUUUCCCUCUGAAGUUGGGGCUGGGGAGCUGCAGCAAGACUUGCAUGAGGGUUAAGAAAUACAAAAGUGGAUGUAUAGUCUCCAAGGUCAGACCUCACCUCCAGGCUUGGAUCAAUGGUUUUGAUCUGAUCAUUGGCCCUUGCAAACACUAAGAUCAGAGCUUGGAAAAAUAACGACAGGGUGUUCUGGGAAUUGGAGUCUUCAUAAGUAACAUUUCUGAACUAUGUGCAGUAUUGCAGCUUCAUUUUCUUAAAUGUUUUAAAGUGCUAAAACUUCCUUCAAUGUUAAACUAUUGUUUUUAUGCUGUUUUUACUGUUCUUUAUGUUAAAUAUCUGGAGCAUUUAUUUAAUUGCAGUCCUUAAGAGAAUGCUUGGCUUAUUAGUGAUAUGUUCCUUAUUUUCUACCUAUUUUUACUUGAAAUAAAACAAUAUUCAGCUGUA
Messenger RNA from Sceloporus undulatus (fence lizard), 6885 nucleotides. RefSeq names its product adenylate kinase 9 (gene AK9). Gene Ontology annotation, cellular component: mitochondrion; cytoplasm. NCBI's taxonomy places the organism in Eukaryota, Metazoa, Chordata, Lepidosauria, Squamata, Phrynosomatidae. The transcript is spliced from 41 exons. The coding region runs from base 146 to 5950 and encodes 1934 amino acids. Gene Ontology annotation, molecular function: ATP binding; AMP kinase activity. The record is from RefSeq and is a predicted model, not a curated record. Gene Ontology annotation, biological process: nucleobase-containing compound metabolic process.